Messenger RNA from Fonsecaea nubica, 2814 nucleotides. RefSeq lists its product as hypothetical. Bases 1 to 2814 code for a protein of 937 amino acids. The transcript has a single exon. Gene Ontology annotation, molecular function: nucleic acid binding; ATP binding. The record is from RefSeq and is a predicted model, not a curated record. NCBI's taxonomy places the organism in Eukaryota, Fungi, Ascomycota, Eurotiomycetes, Chaetothyriales, Herpotrichiellaceae.
AUGGCACCACCAUGGCAUCAAACGACCCUGUCAACGGGUCAAGCUACCUCGAUUGACCUCGCCCGCAAUCAGAGCUACGGCAUAAAGCCUCUAGCUGGGAUCAAACGUACCAUCGAUGCAGUCCGUGAUGUUCAGAUAGGCCCUCCAGUCCAGAGCUCAUCAUCAGUUCCGCGGCCACAGACUAUCGACACACCUCUUUCCCGGCAUAAUUGCCAGCCCCCUCGUCUACAAGCUAGCUGUAUUACUCGUCCAGACCACAGUGAUGACAGCAAAGCAGUCCCGAACCCGACACCCAUUCAUAUUCCUCCAUUCAAGUCAUCUACUCCAGGGCCUUCGCAAAACCCGCUUCUCAGCCUUCGACAUGCUCGUUAUGGUCUACCUUCCAAGCUGGUUGACAAUUUUGAAUCACUCGGGGUACGCGCCAUAUACUCCUGGCAGUCAUCGUGCCUAUUGGGCCGGGGGUUGUUGGCCGGAGAACAAAACCUGGUCUAUACAGCCCCCACAGGCGGGGGCAAGUCGUUGGUCGCAGAUAUCCUACUAAUCAAGCGGGUCCUUGAAGAUCCUACAGCAAAGGCGAUCCUGGUUCUCCCUUAUGUCGCUCUCGUUCAAGAAAAGUUGAGGUGGCUCCGCAGCUUGGUGGACAAGGUCCCCAAAGUAGUUUGCGACAGUCUCGAUGGUGUGCCAACACCAACAUGGCGCCGGCCAACCCCAUUUGUGCGAGUCGGUGGAUUUUUUGGUGGGAGCAGAACGAAUAUCAGCUGGUCCGACUGCGACAUCGCUGUCUGCACCAUCGAGAAGGCCAAUUCGUUGGUCAAUGGCGCCAUUGAAGAAGGCAAAUAUGGUGACAUCGGUAUAGUGGUACUGGAUGAACUUCAUAUGAUCAACGACGAACAUCGGGGAUAUCUUAUGGAACUCCUUGCCACGAAGCUCAUGUCGCUUGCAUCGGGUGAGAAGAAGGUUCAGAUCGUGGGUAUGAGCGGCACCCUGCCAAAUCCACAAUUGCUAGCACAAUGGCUGAACGCAAAAUUUUACAUUGCGAAGUACCGUCCAAUUCCCAUCGAGGAACAUCUUGUGUACGAGAAUGCCAUCUAUCCAACAGCAAAUGCGAAAGAGUUCUUUCGCACGGCAAGUCAGCUGGCUGCCGGCGAUGCUCUCCCAACACAACGACCACAACCUCAGCGGACGAUCGCUAGAUCAAACCACAAAGAACUCAAAAGUCCAACCCCCAAUGCCGUUGUAGCUUUGGCUGUUGAGACUGCCCUUGCUGGUCACGGGGCACUGGUAUUUUGUGGCAGUCGAAUGGGUGCAGAGAAUACAGCGCUCUUGAUUAGCGACGCGUUACCUACAGACCACCUGAGCUGGGAAGAGUUGGAACGGCGUCAAGAUCUCCUGGCAUCGCUCUGUGCACUGCCAGGUGGAUUUGAGCCAUCUUUUUCCAAGACUGUUCCUUGCGGAGUCGGCUUUCAUCACGCCGGAUUGACAACUGAAGAGCGAGAGCUGGUUCGCGAAGCGUAUGACGCAGGGAUCCUGCGGGUGAUGGUGGCGACGUGCAGUCUCGCGGCGGGCAUCAAUCUUCCAGCAAGAAGAGUAAUAUUGAAUGGAGCUCGGAUGGGUCGAGAGCUGGUCGGCCCUGCAAUGCUUCGACAGAUGCGGGGACGUGCUGGCCGCAAAGGCAAGGAUGAAGUCGGUGAAACCUACCUUUGUUGUCAAAAGCCCGAUCUUGAGGCUGUGGCAGAAUUACUUGAGGCGGAAAUGCCUCCGGUCGAAAGCUGCCUGACGCCUGAAAAGAGAGGGAUCAAGAGAGCUCUUCUGGAGGUCAUUGCUACCCGUAUGGCGUCCAGCAUAGCGUCAUUGGAUGGAUACGUUCGCUCAUCACUUCUUUGGCAUAGCAUUGACCAUCCGCAGGCUGCUGAGAUGGUCGAAAUGGCGAAGCAGGCAUUACUCCAGGACGGAUUGAUUCAAGAAGGAGAAUACGAUGGAUGUCUUGAACCAACCAGGCUUGGAAUCGCGGUUGUGGCGUCUGGUCUCGGCCCUGAGGAUGGGACUUUUGUCCACGCGGAAUUGCGACGGGCACUUGAAGCGUUCGUCAUGGAUGGUGAAAUGCACAUAUUCUAUCUGUUCACUCCGGUCCAGACCACGGGGCUCGCGGAAAUUUCGUGGUUGACUUUCCGAAACCAAUUAGAAGAUCUCGACGAGAGUGGAAUACGAGCAAUCCGACUUAUCGGCGUCAAUCCUGCUUUUGUGAAUAGACUCGUCAAUAGCGGUGCUCAACUCAAGGAAAACACGGCAGAAGAGAUCCAUAUGGCGCGAAUCUAUCGCAGAGCAUACUCAGCCUUCCAGCUGCGAGAUCUGUGCAAUGAGAUGCCGAUCCACGAAAUCAGUCUGAAAUAUUCUGUGCCGCGGGGACAAGUGCAGACACUGGCUCAAACCUGUCACGGAUUCGCUGCGGGCAUGAUCAAAUUCUGCGAGACAAUGGGCUGGGGAAUGCUAGCGGCUGUACUGGAACAUAUGCUGGAUCGCCUUCGUGCGGGAGCACGCGCCGAUCUCCUGGAAAUGGCUCAGAUAGCAUUCGUCAAGAGUCGCAUGGCCCGGAUGCUGUGGGAGAACGGGUUCAAGAGUGUUCGAGCUCUGAGUGAAGCCGAUCCGCAGGCUCUGGUACCGAUCAUGUUGCAAGCUCAGGCAAGGAAAAUGAAAUUGCAGGGAGAGGCUGCCGCCAAGUUCCAGGCAAAGUUAUUGUCCAAGGCAGAGAUUAUAGUCAGCAGCGCGAACAGGCUGUGGGAGAGACAACAAAUGGUGCAGUGGGAGGAGGAAUGA